AUGCCUUCUGCUGGUGUUAUUGAUCAGAUUGGAUCACUGUUGCAGAAAGUUGAGUAUCUCUCUCGUAUGAUUCCGACUACAGCUGAUCGUCUGAAACAAUUUCAAGGUCGGCUUGCUGAUGGUAAUUUCCCCAGUGUUGAAGCACUGGAUGAGCAGUCAAAGCGUGAAACAUCGCUCCUUGAUAGCUUGAGGGGGGCUUUGUCUCUAAUGCGCACAGGUUUUCUUGAUUUUGGUAUGAAUCAGGACUCUUUGUGCAAGCAGUUUGAGAGCCGUGCAAAUGUAUCAGGCAAUAAUAGUGUUGAAAGUAAUGUUCAGAAGAAUAUUUCUUCUUCUGUUGAAGAUGUUGAUGCAGGACUUGGUCAGUCAGCUGCUGAAGCUGAGGACGAUGCUAGGAUUGCUGAGGAAAAUGCACCUCAGAAUUCAGGAGAUGGUGAUCAUGCACCUGUGAAUGAUGGGUUUGUUCGUCCGCCAACCCCUCAAUGUCCUCCAGCUUUUGCUGGUGAUCAUGUUGAAGAUGCAGUUUUUGAUAAAUCACCUCCUUUAGCUGAGGUAAAUGAAAAGUGUGUUGAGAAGGAUGGUCUUCCAGAUGACAGUGAUGACAAUUCAUCUGUUGAUCGUUAUUAUGUCAAGCAUAAUUUUGUCCAUCCGGCAACCCCUGUAACUCCUCCUUUAGAUGACAGUGAUGGUAAUUCUGGUGGUGCCUGUGACAAAGUUGCUGAUCAUUAUUCCGAGUUAGACUCUGUUGGAAAGGGGAAUUUAUUUCCCGAGAUAGUUGCACAUUCUGAUGGAGACAAAGAUGCUGAACACCAUGUUGAAGAUUGUGCAGUUACUGGAAAAGGUUUCUCAAUUCCUGAAGAUCUUGUAACAUGUCAGGAUGGAAAUGAUGCGAAGGAUGCUGCCCAACUACCUGGCAUUGGUGCAGUUGUUUCCGAAACAUGUGCUGAGGCUGCUGAUGAUGUUGGUGUAUUACCAGCUGCUAUGGAUUGUAAGUCUGUUGUUGCGCAUGGUCGUGAGGAAGUAGGUGUUGCUGCUGCACGGGGAGAACUGCCGGGUACUGAAGCCAAUAUAGAGCGCAGCACUGGUGCUGAUGAUGAUGACAAUAAUGAGUUUCAGGCUGGAGAUAACCAUGGACGCGAUGCCUCUGAUUCGAUUGAGCAGUCGAGCUCAUUCUUUGAAGAAUCAACAGAUGACUUGAGCGCUUCUAUUGAAGAAUCCCCGCAAGACUUAGGCAAGGAUAUCUGAAUGGGGAACAUACAGUUCUCCUACCCCACACACCCUCCCCUAAUGCUAGCCCGCCUUUUUAUUCUUUAUGUUUACUCCUCAUAUAUCUCUAUCUAAAACCUUUUUCCCUUUUUUUUUUGGUUUUUUAUGGGGGGAGGGGUGUGGUGGGGUGCUUUUGUAUAUGUAUUUUGUUUUUCGCUGUUUGGCAUCAUGUUCCAUGUAAGACACUUUCUAAUGCUAUGUAAUGCGGCAUGAGUUCAUGUCGUAGUUUUCAU
Lolium perenne is the source of this 1496-nucleotide messenger RNA. The record is from RefSeq and is a predicted model, not a curated record. Lineage: Eukaryota; Viridiplantae; Streptophyta; Magnoliopsida; Poales; Poaceae.